Messenger RNA from Mizuhopecten yessoensis (Yesso scallop), 1855 nucleotides. Its product is annotated as protein AATF-like. NCBI's taxonomy places the organism in Eukaryota, Metazoa, Mollusca, Bivalvia, Pectinida, Pectinidae. Bases 77 to 1789 code for a protein of 570 amino acids. The transcript has 14 exons. Gene Ontology annotation, biological process: regulation of transcription by RNA polymerase II. The record is from RefSeq and is a predicted model, not a curated record. Gene Ontology annotation, cellular component: nucleolus; nucleus.
AUCGUUUCUUCCUGUUAAUUAUUAUAAGAUUUGUGUUAUACGAAACUUUCUUGCUAUAUAUUUUAAGGAAAUCAAGAUGGCAGCCCUCAGGGAAGCACUUGCUCUUUUGACAAAUCCAGCUCCUGUUUUCCAAGAUCCCGAAGAUAAUGAAGAUGAUACCAAUGCCAAACUUGUCAGCAAGUCUGUGGAGGAUGAGGAGGAUGCUGAGGAAGCUAGCCAAGUCUCAACCCUCCGUAAGAAGGCAGCAUUAACAACAGCUGAUUUGGGUGAAAAGUAUGCUGGAAAGAAAACAUCUAGGAACAAACUUUCACAAUUUGGUGAAAGUGAUGAUGAACUGGAGUCAGAUGAUGAGAAUGAGGAAGAUUUUGAAGUUGAAGACAAUGAAAUGGAGGAUGGUAAUUUGGAUUCAGAAUCAGAAUCCGAAAAUAAUGAUGAGGAUGAUGAAGAUGAUGAGGACAUAAAAUCCUUCCAGAAUAAACUUACUCUAGCUACCCAGAGUCCAAAGUCAUCAUUCAGUUUUGCUGAUGACGGAGACUUCAGUAAGUAUGCAGACAUGGAUGAAGAUGAUGGUGAAGAGGGAGAAGAUGAGAGUGAUGAAGAUGAUGAAGACGACGAUAGUGAAGAAAAUGAAGGUUACAGUGAUGAAGAAGAUAUGGAAGAAAGUUUAAAUGACAAUGAAGGAGAGAUUACAAAAUUUUCAAAAGCAGAUACCGACCUUGAAGUAGAGAAGGGCAAUGCUGCCAAAUCCCAACUAGGUGUGUGGGAUUCUCUACUUGAAAAUAGAAUAAAAGUUCAGAAAGUUGUUGGAUUGGUCAAUCAACUCCCCCAACCUGACACCUGGGGGACAUUUGAGGACCAUUCCGAAAGGGGAGACAACUUUACACAGACAUCAUUAACAGCCCAGGCAAGUCUGCAGAACCUCUUGGACAAACUGUUGCAGCUCCAGACAGUCCUCCUACUUCAGAACACUGAGACACGACACAUCGCCACUGGAACAGAUGCCUCAACGAAGUCUUCCAAGGAGAAGAGAUCUGGGGGAGGUGAUAAUGACGAGGAGAUCACCAGCGAGUCGGAGACAGAGGAGGCUGAGGAAGACCUUAAGUCUCUGAUACAAAAAACAGGAGUCAAACGCAAACAUACACUGGACGAAUACUCAGAGACCCUGACAAAGAGGCACAAAGAUUUUCUCAGGUUUAGAAACACCGCAAUACAGAAAUGGUAUGAUCGUACCCGUCUGGUCAGCGGAAAGGUUAACAGCAAGUCCUUCAGAAGUUUUGACCAAUCUGCACUGAAGCAGAUAGAACAGAUUCUUGGUGACAAGGAACGUUUGAUCAAAAGGACACAGUUGAAGAGAUCUGUGUUUAGGGUCUUAGGAACCGUAGAGAAAACGGAGCAGGAGGAGACAAAACCAGAUAAUCAAAAUUCAACAGACAUGGAAAAUCUGAAGAACUAUGAUCAAGAGAUAUUUGAUGAUAGCGACUAUUACCACCAACAAUUACGAGAAUUGAUAGAGCGAAAAGCUGCAGAUACCAACAACCCAGUAGCUCUAAGCAGACAUUGGUUAGAAAUUCAGAAAAUGAGGAAAAAGGUAAAGAAGAAUGUUGAUACAAAAGCCAGCAAAGGUCGUAAAACCAGGUAUGAAAUACACAAGAAGCUUGUUAACUUCAUGGCUCCUGAAGACCGAUGUUUAUGGACAGAUGAAUCUAGGGAUGACCUUUUCAAGUCAUUAUUUGGAAAAAGAUUCCAGCAACCUCCUUCUGAGGCGGAUAACAGCAAUGCUGUGAAAUGAUCAACUUGACAGUAGUUUUCCCCCAUUCAUUGUUAUAUAGUCAACAUAAAUAAAAUAUAUCUCGUA